AUGAUUGCAGCAGACAUACUCACCUUCGGCGACUCCAUCCGUCAAGGUUUGGAGACAUUGAUGCCAAGGUUGACGCUGAUGAAAACCAUGAGACUCCGGGUUCGAGGUGGUGGCAAGGACCCCGAGGCCCCAGGCCGGCACAGGCACAAGGUGGCACGGGACUAUGACAAUCCAACCCUGAUCAAGACGACUCAUCGGGCGUAA
Molecule: messenger RNA, 204 nt
Organism: Diaporthe amygdali
Lineage: Eukaryota; Fungi; Ascomycota; Sordariomycetes; Diaporthales; Diaporthaceae
Exons: 1
Coding region: 1-204 (67 amino acids)
Source: RefSeq, a predicted model, not a curated record